Molecule: messenger RNA, 4786 nt
Organism: Tupaia belangeri chinensis (Chinese tree shrew)
Lineage: Eukaryota; Metazoa; Chordata; Mammalia; Scandentia; Tupaiidae
Gene: ARHGEF2
Product: Rho/Rac guanine nucleotide exchange factor 2
Biological process (GO): cell morphogenesis; positive regulation of neuron differentiation; regulation of Rho protein signal transduction
Cellular component (GO): cytoskeleton; ruffle membrane
Molecular function (GO): guanyl-nucleotide exchange factor activity; microtubule binding
Source: RefSeq, a predicted model, not a curated record
UUCUUUCAGGUCUUCUCCAGAGAGGUUCGGGACCCCAGAGCCAGUGCAGGGGAGCCUCGCAGGGCCGCCGAGGUGCCGGCAGUCAACCAGCCGGUCUCAGCUGCCUGUCUGGGCUGCUCUGCUCUUGGGUGCCAUCCGCAGUCCCACCCCGCUGUUUGCUGGCAGCAAACACACCCAGGGCCCUGCCUGCCCCUCUCACCUCGUUCAGAUUCCCAAGGCUGGCGCGCACGUGCCUCCCAUGAACAGGGUCGUCCCAGAGGCGUUCCUCGCCGGCGGAGAACCGGUGCCCCAAGGCCGGACCCGCCGCUGCCUGUCUGCUGUGGAAUCUAGAGACCAGCUAGAGGAGGAAGAGGAAGAUGAGGAGGAGGGAAGAGAGAGGAAGGAGAUGAACAGCUCCCAUGCCGUGCCCCUCCGAAGGUCGGGGGCUUUCCGUGCCCACAGUCACACCUAUGACCCCUUUAAGAGACACAGCUGGGGGUCAGGCAGGGAGCACCAGGACCCCAUGACAAGGAGGAGACUGCUGGCGUCGGGAUGCCCGGGCUCCCAGGAGGUCCCCUUACUACAGAGCCAAGAGGAGCUGGACACCUUUCUGGGACUGCAGCGCCAGGGUAGCCAGCCCUCCCACCUGGACCACUCAGACUUUCUAUUUCUUCUUGAUUCAGUUUUGGGCCAGGGCUCCUGUCAUCCAUCGGCUGGCCGUCUGAACGCCUCGGCCACUGGCAUGCUUUCCAAGUCUGUAUCCAUGAGUGGCAUCAACUGCCUCCUGGACUGCGCGGAUCCAAACGGGAAUUUAUCCCGGUCCUCUGCCAUCGAUCUCCGCAAAAGCUGUAGCCAGCUGGAAGGGGGCUCAGGCACCUGGGCAGGCUCCUCCCUGCGACGGACCUUCAGCUUCCUCUUGGGCAUGACCGGGAAGGCCAAGACCCGGGAAAAGGAGAAGAUGAAGGAAGCCAAGGAUGCCCGCUAUACCAACGGGCACCUCUUCACCACCAUCUCCGUGUCGGGCAUGACCAUGUGCUACGCCUGUAACAAGAGCAUCACCGCCAAGGAAGCCCUCAUCUGCCCGACCUGCAAUGUGACUAUCCACAACCGCUGUAAAGACACCCUGGCCAACUGUACCAAGGUCAAGCAGAAGCAACAGAAAGCUGCCCUGCUGAAGAACAACACGGCUUUGCAGUCUGUUUCUCUUCGCAGUAAGACCACCAUCCGGGAGCGGCCCAGCUCUGCCAUCUACCCCUCCGACAGCUUCCGGCAGUCCCUCCUGGGCUCCCGCCGUGGCCGCACCUCCCUGUCUUUAGCCAAGAGUGUUUCCACCACCAACAUUGCUGGACAUUUCAACGAUGAGUCUCCCCUGGGGCUGCGCCGGAUCCUGUCUCAGUCCACAGACUCUCUCAACAUGCGGAACCGGACCCUGUCGGUGGAAUCGCUCAUUGAUGAAGGUGCAGAGGUGAUCUACAACGAGCUGAUGAGUGACUUCGAGAUGGAUGAGAAGGACUUUGCAGCCGACUCCUGGAGCCUCGCUGUGGAUAGCAGCUUCCUGCAGCAGCACAAGAAGGAGGUGAUGAAGCAGCAGGAUGUCAUCUACGAGCUAAUCCAGACGGAGCUGCACCACGUGAGGACGCUGAAGAUCAUGACCCGCCUGUUCCGCACGGGGAUGCUGGAGGAGCUUCAGCUGGAGCCGGGAUGGACGAGCUCAGCGACAUCCACACGCGCUUCCUCAGCCAGCUGUUGGAGCGCAGGCGCCAGGCCUUGUGUCCGGGCAGCAGCCGCAACUUCGUCAUCCAUCGCUUGGGUGACCUGCUCAUCAGCCAGUUCUCGGGUCCCAGCGCGGAGCAGAUGCGUAAGACCUACUCGGAGUUCUGUAGCCGCCACACCAAGGCCUUAAAGCUCUACAAGGAGCUGUACGCCCGAGACAAACGCUUCCAGCAGUUCAUCCGGAAGGUGACCCGCUCUGCGGUGCUGAAGCGGCACGGGGUCCAGGAGUGCAUCUUGCUGGUGACGCAGCGCAUCACCAAGUACCCGGUGCUCAUUAAGCGCAUCCUGCAGCAUUCCCACGGGAUGGAGGAGGAGCGCCAGGACCUGAACACGGCAGUGGACCUGGUGAAAGAGUUGCUGUCCAACGUGGACCAGGAUGUGCACGAGCUGGAGAAGGGUGCCCGCCUACAGGAGAUCUACAACCGCAUGGACCCUCGCGCCCAGACCCCGGUGCCCAGCAAGGGCCCCUUUGGCCGAGAAGAGCUUCUCCGGCGCAAGCUCAUCCAUGACGGCUGCCUCCUCUGGAAGACCGCCGCGGGGCGCUUCAAAGAUGUGCUGAUGCUACUGAUGACAGACGUGCUGGUGUUUCUCCAGGAGAAGGACCAGAAGUACAUCUUUCCUGCCCUGGACAAGCCCUCCGUGAUAUCCCUGCAGAAUCUCAUUGUCCGGGACAUCGCCAACCAGGAGAAAGGGAUGUUCCUGAUCAGCGCGGCCCCGCCCGAGAUGUACGAGGUGCACACAGCCUCCCGGGAUGACCGGAGCACCUGGAUCCGCGUCAUUCAGCAGAGCGUGCGCGUAUGCCCAUCCAGGGAGGACUUCCCCCUGAUCGAGACAGAGGAUGAGGCUUACCUGCGACGAAUUAAGAUGGAGCUGCAACAGAAGGACCGGGCGCUGGUGGAGCUGCUGCAGGAGAAGGUCGGGCUGUUUGCGGAGAUGACUCAUUUCCAGGCAGAGGAAGAUGGCGGCAGUGGGAUGCCUCUGCCUACCCUGCCCAGGGGUCUUUUCCGCUCGGAGUCCCUCGAGUCCCCCCGUGGCGAGCGGCUGCUGCAAGAUGCCAUCCGUGAAGUGGAGGGCCUGAAAGACCUACUGGUGGGGCCUGGAGUGGAGCUGCUCUCGACGGCCCGAGAACCAGCUCUGCCCUUGGACCCGGACAGCAGCGGUAACACGAGUCCUGGGGUCACUGCUAACGGUGAGGUCAGAACCUUCAACGGUUCCAUCGAGCUCUGCAGGGCUGAUUCGGAUGCCGGCCAGAAGGAUCGCAAUGGGAAUCAGCUGAGAUCUCCCCAGGAGGAGGCGUUACAGCGACUGGUCAGUCUCUACGGACUUCUCCACGGCCUGCAGGCGGCUGUGGCCCAGCAGGACACUUUGAUGGAAGCCCGGUUCCCUGAGGGUCCCGAGCGGCGGGAGAAGCUGUGCCCCGAGCCAACUCUCGGGAUGGGGAGGCCGGCCGGGCCGCGGCCGCCCCUGUGGCUCCGGAGAAGCAGGCCACGGAACUGGCGUUACUGCAGCGGCAACACGCGCUGCUGCAGGAGGAGCUGCGGCGCUCCCGGCGGCCAGGGGAGCUACUCUGGGAGAAGAAGGUUCCCCUGGGCCCGCAGGCCUCUGGAUCCUCGGCGGCGCAGCCUCCCUGCUGGGGAUGCCCUAUACCUGAGUUUCACGCCCCCGCAGUCCGCAGCCUCUCCUGCUCGCCCUCUUCACUCAAGCCGAGGCCAUGACCGCUUGGAUCUGUCUGUGACCGUUCGCUCUGUCCAUCGACCCUUUGAGGACCGAGAGAGGCAGGAGCUGGGGAGUCCAGAGGAACGUCUGCAAGAUAGCAGUGACCCCGACACUGGCAGCGAGGAGGAAGUUAGCAGCCGUCUGUCUCCACCCCACAGUCCGCGAGACUUCACCCGAAUGCAGGACAUCCCAGAGGAGACCGAGAGCCGUGACGGGGAGUCCGUAACUUCGGAGAGCUAAGGGGCCCUCCCCUGCCCCGUGCCCCAGCAGAAGAACAUUACUGAAGGGGCACACCCUGGGGACUCAUCUACGACCGUGAGGGAACAUCGCGAGAACUGCUGAUUGUCCUUGCCAGCUCUUGGGAUCCCUGGAUACCUGGAGCCCUGUAGGAAGCGGGGGGAACUAGGCCAUGAGACCCCCGGUUUCAUUCAAAAGAUACAUUACAGAUGAUGACUUUUCAUGCCUUCUUCCCUCUACUUAGGAAAAUUUAUUUAUUUAUUGUUUAUUAGUUAUGGGGGGAGAGGGGAGAUUUAAAGGACCAGGGACAUGGGAACCAAGCCAUAGGGAUCAGGGGGCCUUGUCCUUAAACACUACUGGGGAAUAUUCAGGCUCAGCCCUGCAGCUGCUGGGGUCUAGCCCUGACGCCUCUCUCCAGCCACACCCAUCUGUGCGAAGAGGCUGCCGCGUAGGACCUUACUGCCCCUUUAAGGAGGGCUGUGGGCAGGGCCAUGUCCCUCUCCCCUCGACCCUUUCCUGCUGUCCUCCCUACUCUCUGUCCUCCAUGGAAGCCCCAGGGAGAUAACCUGGCCUCCUAGACGUGAUGGACUAGAGACUGGGGUGGCCAUCAUGGUUUGUUGGGGGGAAAAAACCCACAGGGACCAGAAUGUUUUGUUUUGUUUUCUUUUUUGUACCAAAGCCAACUGCACGUGUUUUAUAUUUUUAAGAUGAGAUUGUAGGCAAUUAGAGAUCUAGGCUUCUACGUCCACAUCUCUGAAGAACUCAGGGGCGGGAGGGACGGUGACUUCUCCCGCCUACGUUUUCAUCUACAGUAAUGGGGGACCGCUUCUGACCUCUUCCCCAGCCGUGUGGAAGAAAGUUCUAGGCUGGGUCGGGAAAUCUCUACCAACCUGACCUCAUCUCCCAUCUCAGCAACUAUGACCUAAAACCUCAGAGUGAAUUGGGGGGAUUUUCCAGUGGAUCCCCUAUGCCCACCAGAUACAGCCAUUUUUUUCUGCCAAUUUGAUUGUUUAAGACAAAAAGAAAAAAAAAAAGAAAAAAAAAAUCAAGCAGGGAAAAUUAAAGACCUGGAACCCCAUAA